This is a messenger RNA of Prunus avium (sweet cherry), 2401 nucleotides long. Its product is annotated as kinetochore protein. Lineage: Eukaryota; Viridiplantae; Streptophyta; Magnoliopsida; Rosales; Rosaceae. The record is from RefSeq and is a predicted model, not a curated record.
CCGUCUAGCGAUUGGGCGAUUUCUGAGUAGGCGAAGUGACAGUUGGAGCUCGAUCUUUUCCUUAGUGUUAUUCCAAAGGCCUCUUCCCAUCUACAAAUCUACCUUCUUCUACAAAAUUGAAUUUUUUGAUUGGCCCAAUUUGGGGAUUUACUCGGCUCUAGCCUAUAUAAUUUUCUGUGCCUGUCCGAGACUGCGAGCCGAAAAUUAUUCACAUCAUCAAAGUAACGUUCAAUAAAUCAAUUUGUCACCUGAACGUGAAUACUGAAGCUGUAUACUUUCCCCGGGGAAGAGCUAUGUAGCGGCAAAACCCAUUCUGGUAAACCAAUGCUCCCCAAAAGAAAAGAAAAAAAAAAUACAUCUCCGUGUAAAGAUGUAUAAGCAAACAAAGCAUAUGCGUUGUUUUCAGACAAUUCCAGAUUCUGACCAGAGCAUUUCCGAUGAGGAAGAAUCUGACCAAGAUUGGCCCAACAAAUGCCUUACCCUUGACGGGUCCGCCAAGAAAAAGGAGGAAUUACCACUUUCAUCACGGCUAGAAAUGCUCAAAGCUGGUGCGCAUGUGGAUGCCUGCAACUUGGAGGAUGACGUGAGCUCUGGCGAUGAGCGGAACAAUGUGCUCCCGAAAAUUUAUGUCACUGUUGGUGGUAAAAAGUUGCAGAAAGAUGAUGUUCAUAGCAUUGGAAAAGAAGACGGAUCAUACACAUGGUCUGCGGCAACUAAAGAAGUUGAGGAACUUAUGCGUUCGAAUGAGAAAAAUUCAUGUUCAUCGUCACAUUCUUCUUACUUGAAAUUGAAUAAAUCAUCUAAAGGAGUCAAAGGCAAAGGCAAGCCAAAGUUUUCGUUCCGUUUCCCAACACACAAGGAAGGACACUCUUGGCUUUCUGUAUAUAAGGAUGACAAUGAUGUUUCAUUCAAGGUUCAAGAAUUGCCUGAGAGGUUGGAUUAUAGAACUGAAGAAAAUUCAGAUGCUGAGCUCCUUGAGGAUAUUCAGGUUGAGGAGGAAAAUCAGUUGGAGAUUGUGCCUUUUGAAGUCAAUGAACAUGGGCAUGGCUGUAUUGAGCAGUCAAUGGCAGAGCUUUUAGAUGGCCUUCAGGAUAAGACAACUAUGGCAAGAGGAAGUUCCAAAAUGUAUAGUAGAAAAAGAUGUAAAAGGGGGCAGCCUGUUGUGAAGAGAGUACCCCCACUUGGAGAUAGACUUAUCGACAGUGAAAGCUCCCCUGAGCACUUAGGCCCUGAAUCGCCAAGUGAUAGCGAGGCUGAUGAUCAAAUUUUGAAGCUUGAUAAACCGGAGGUGAAGAGGCAAACAUUGGUAGAUCGAUUUCAGGAAGCUUUAAGUGACAGAUCCCUUGUUACAGUGCCUAAAACAUUAAGAAUUGGAUUAUUUGGGCAACUGCAGCAGGUCGUUCAGAGUGAAAAAGAAAGUGAUAUGGAAUUCUUAAAGAAUAUUGAGAACGGAGCUAACCAAAAGGAACCAAGCUGCAUCGAUGUGAAAAUUUGUUCGAGACACUUGGAUGCAAAGCUGACAGUUUGCCACUGCUCGUUAGGCAAUAACUUAAAGGUCAUGAGCCUCCCACGGUCAGGGAGCCCCAAGCACAUGCUGAACGAAGAAACAACACAGACAGUUAUUUUCAAUCCAAGAGUUUGCAAUGAUGUUGACCUUGAUGCUGGGAAAUGGAUUCGUAUUCAUGCUCCAUGGAAGGAGAUUCAUGUGGGCAAUGACAAAAGCAUUAUCCUAUCCACUUAUUUCUCCGAGAUUUGAAUUUGACAAGCUUUCAAAGUCCACCCCAUCCGGUGAUGAGCAGGCCUUACAUGGGAGGUGGGUUUGAAUAUCAAUUGAAGGUAAUCCACAACCUCCAUUGGAAAAUCUUAUUCGCGAUAAGAACCCUAUGCUGCCAGUGCCAGACGGUUAUGCUCUGCCUGAACACUGUUACGGCUAUCCAAGUGGCGUAGCCAGUGAAGAAGGUGAAUUUGUCUUUGAAAUGAAUGCUGCUUUUUAUGGGAGGAGUGCUUGGUGGGUGAAUUUUUUUGGUUCAGUUGGUUAUGAUGGUGGCUAUGAGAACCAUAAAUAUUGGUGUCUUUUAACAUGGAUCUCUACCUCAAAACAGUUUGUCAACUGUUUAACCCAGUUCUAGUUUGAUUUGCAAUUGCUAUGAUUGGCUCAGCAGGAUUCAGGAAGCAAGGGAAGCUGCUUUGGCAACUUAAUAACUCCGUUACCAAACACCAUGCGUCUAUGCAAUCAGAUUUUUGUUAUUUCUAGCACCAUGAACAACGUUGCUUCUUACACAUGUAGUUUUGUUGGGAGUCGAUCCCAAUCCGUUUUAAGUGUACAUAAGUUUAGUGACAGAUAUACGGUACUUGUAAAUUUGGAUUUGCCACUGUGGUUGGGCUUUUUUUCACUUUGCUA